AUGGUGUCAAUUACUAAAGAACUCAAUGUCAUCGAUCUCAAUUCAGUUUUGAUUUUCACAUCAUUUGUAACCCCCAAAAGUCAUGUUGAGCAUCUUCAUCUGACAACAUGCUUGAAACAUGAUAAAACAAAAUUUUUUCUAUUUACUGAGAGUUCUAAAUGGUUAAGAGAAUCAUGGGAGAUAGAACAGCAAAACGUUUCAUGUUGUCGGAAUAAAUGGCGAAAAAACUUUCCUACUUUGCCAAAUGACUUCUUCACAGUAAAAGCAGUCUCAUCGCCUUUUGUCUUAAAUAGUGUGUAG
This is a messenger RNA of Clunio marinus, 300 nucleotides long. The record is from the annotation of a GenBank genome assembly. Lineage: Eukaryota; Metazoa; Arthropoda; Insecta; Diptera; Chironomidae.